GACCUGACCUAACCUUACCUACAGAAUAAAGCAAAUUGAAAUCAGCAUGACCUAGCCUCUGUCGUCAAAACGAAUUCACUUAUGACACACCAACCUACAAACCUACAAACCUACAACCUACCCUACCAGCCUACAAACCUGCAAACCUACAACCUACGAUAUCUGGCAUCUUCCUGGGACGCCAGGCUUACUUAUACCUGAAACCCUACCAGACCUGGACCACCUACAUUUCAUUUUCAUGAUUUCUCCUCUCUGACAGUGCUGGUAAAUCAUUCUGUUUCAGGCAUCAUGUUGUCACUUCUGGGAAGGACUGUUACUUAUGCAGUUCCUCGUAACUUUGGGACUGCUCUGAGACAGGCACACCACACUCCCCUCUAUGACUUUCAUGUGGCAAAUGGAGGCAAGAUGGUGGACUUUGCUGGCUACUCACUGCCUGUGAUGUAUGGCAAAGAGGGAAUUAUUCAGAGCCAUAUGCACACUCGCACCAAGAGCAGCAUGUUUGAUGUGUCUCACAUGCUUCAGGUACACAUCCACGGCGCGGACGCCGCACCGAUGCUGGAGUCGCUGGUGGUGGCCGACGUGGCCGGCCUGCAGCCGGGCACCGGCACGCUCAGCCUGUUUACCACGGAGGCGGGCGGUAUCGCGGACGAUCUGAUCGUGUCGCGCACCGCCGAGGGGCCGCUCUACGUGGUCUCCAACGCCGGCUGCCGCGACAAGGACCUGACGCUGAUGGAGAGCCGCGCCGCCGAGUGGCGCGUCAAGGGCCGGGACGUGUCGGUGGAGGUGCUGGAGCGCGGUCUGCUGGCCGUCCAGGGGCCGGCCACGGCGCGCCUGCUGCAGCCGCUGACGCCACUCGACCUCAGUGGGCUGACGUUCAUGCGGACAGCCGCGGCGGAGGUGUGCGGGCUGGCCUGCCGCGUCACGCGCUGCGGCUACACGGGUGAGGACGGCGUGGAGAUCUCCGUGGCCGCCGCGGAGGCCACUCAGCUGGCCGAGCGGCUGAUGGAGGCCGGCGGGGACGAGCUGCACCUGGCCGGGCUCGGCGCGCGCGACUCGCUCCGACUCGAGGCCGGCCUGUGUCUCUACGGUAACGACAUCGACGAGACCACCACGCCCAUCGAGGCGGCGCUGGCGUGGACCAUCGCCAAGCGGCGGCGCGCCGCGCGCGACUUCCCCGGCGCCGUGACGAUCCUGGCGCAGCUGCGCGACAAGCCGGCGCGCCGCCGCGUGGGUCUGGUGUCGGAGGGUGCUCCGGCCCGCGCCGGGGUGCGGAUCGUGACACCGGACGGCGAGCCGGUGGGCUCCGUCACCAGCGGCUGCCCGUCGCCGGCGCUCAAACAUAACGUGGCCAUGGGAUACGUGUCGGCGGCGCACGCCAAGCUGGGCACGGAGCUGCGCCUCGAGGUACGCAAACAACGCGUGCCGGCCAAGGUGGCUAAGAUGCCGUUUGUGCCGGCCCGCUACUACAUGGGCGCUGCCUAGAUGGAGCGAUGGUCUUCGUGGCUAGAGGGGCUGUGCAACUAUAGGGAUUGUCUGCAUGGGACUUAUCUUCAUAUCAGGGAUCUAGUGCAACUAAUAUGGGCUCUAGCUCUAGUUAUAAAUGCAGAAAUAUUCGCUAGAGGGUUAGCUUAACUAGACUUCGAAGCCGAUUUCUCAGGGUGUAGUCAAAGGGAAUGCCCAUCAAUGCAUUGAGACUGCUGCUGAGCUUCUCCGCUAAGUGGAAAUGAAUGGGUGCGCCCUCAGAAGCAUUAUGCAAACGCAAUUUUGUCCGUUCAAAAAAUGGAGGCCAGGCACGGUGUGGUUGCUGGGAACUGCUUGAGAUUCGGAGAGUUCACGUCAAUUUUGGCUAAAAUUCAGGCUCGUGAACUGCAGUGGACUAGCUUCUUGUGAUGCUUGCCCAGAUUUGGUCAUGAAUUUGAAACAUUGUGUUUUUACAUAACAUCUCAUGCAAUAUGCUGUGUUUUUGAAUUUAAUGUUAAAUAUGUUUAAGAUAUUGCUCAGGUGUUUGAGAUAUUAUUCACCCAAACUUGUGUGCUGUGAUCUCUCUAAUUACUCCUUUCACUUUUCGCGAAGCGAAGGUAAUUAUACGAUAAGUUUUGCAUCCGCGACGAAUCACCCCAAAAUUUGUGUGGGGUGUUGUAUUGCCGUUGUUCUGCCUUGUUGGUGUGACCCAUCGAAUGAUGUUAUACUCUUCUACGUACACGACGAGCUUAACUUGUGCAAUAUGUGUUCUAACUAGUCGAGAGGCUCUCUGAUGUUCGAUGGAAUCCUGGAUUUUGUACCGUGAAUUUAUUCCGAAUACAUUUUGGAGCAUUGUUCA
Molecule: messenger RNA, 2320 nt
Organism: Amphibalanus amphitrite
Lineage: Eukaryota; Metazoa; Arthropoda; Thecostraca; Balanomorpha; Balanidae
Product: aminomethyltransferase, mitochondrial-like
Exons: 3
Coding region: 289-1482 (397 amino acids)
Biological process (GO): glycine catabolic process
Cellular component (GO): mitochondrion
Molecular function (GO): aminomethyltransferase activity; protein binding
Source: RefSeq, a predicted model, not a curated record